AUGCUCGUUGAGAUCAUUCCGAUGGAAUCGAAACAUUACAGCAUCAGUCAGCUCUUGGCUAUUCGUGGCACAAAGCUGCAAUGCUCGCUCGAGCAGACGUUGCUUGACAAUGCCCAGGAGAAUCCUGUUUUGACGGGUAUCCUUCGUAACAAACAAUUCAUUCCCCAGCGAAGAGUCCCUCUGAUCUCUCGUGCCAACAUGGAAAUCAGAAAGUCCUCUGGCGACUCCGAGCGUCAAGCACCGACUAAGCUUCAAGCAUCUCAAGCCACUGCUCCGCUCCAUGGCCACCCUGUCCGUACCCUUCGUCACGUCAAGGCAGACGUCAGUCAGCUUGAUGGAUAUGCUGGCCGACAGCUUGAUGGACAAGAUGCCGAGCCCGAACUCCAGCCCGAGGCACCUGCCCAGCGACCUGUCCUCCCCGACCAGAAGCGUAAGGGUUUCGAGCAAUUCUACGAAGCCGUUCGAUCUCCUACCCACGUCCGCGUCACUGCAGGAGGUAGAAUCGUUCCCAAUACCAUUGAUGCCUCUCACUCUUCCCCUACCGGAAAGAGCAGCAGAGAGAGAACCGCUGGGGAGAUCAAUGGCGUACAGCCUUCCUUGGGACAAGCCUUCAAUGGCCCGUUCAUGCCAGGACCUCCGCUGAUGGGCCCUGUGCAUCCUUCUAUGCAUUCUGGAUUCUCCAUGAUUGCACCGGGUCCAAGUCCCAUGGUUCCCUAUGGUGGAUUCGCGAUGCCUCCUUUCGGCAUUGCUCAGGCCCCGGCACAAGCACAGUUUGCCCCCCUGAACAGCGGUGCGAUUCCUGUCGGCAACGUGGAUGACAAGAAUGACCAGAAUGAUGGUGUCAUUCCUAACAGUGGUCCUAUGCCCAUGCAUCCAUUUGGUGGACAAUGGUUCCUCCCACCUCAUCCAAUGAUGUCCAUGGGCAUGCAAUUCCCCGGUACACCAAUGAUGCCCAUGGCCUUCGGUCCAGUGGGCCAGCCGAUGAUGUAUCAGCACACUCCUCAGCCCAUGCCUACGGCAGGCGUCAGACCCUUCACGCCGAAUGUGGCGCAAACCGAAGCUUGCCCAGUUUCAUCCAUUCGCCCCAGCAUCAUCACCAAGAACCAGCUUGCUGGCCUGCGAUCCAGCCUCAAGAAAGCAGAGGCUCAGUUGGCUUACAAUCGCCAUCAGAUCGACGAGAAGCAUAUGGAAGAGUACGCUCGUCAGCUUCGUUCCGACAUUAAGCACUUUGAGAUCAAGCUCAAGGGCGAGCUUGCACUCGAGGACAAUACCCUUCCUCAGCGCAGCGAUUCAAAGGAGGUGAACGAGGCCAAGACCAUGAAAGAGUCAAAGCCGGCCGCCGAGUCUCGAAAGACGUUCAUCUCUGUCUCGUCGGGAGAUGCCGAGAUCAAGAACGAGCCAGUCCAUGGCGUCCAUUCAAAUGCAACUGAGGAGCCCAGGAACAGCCGGCAUCGCAAGAGGGACAGACUCAAACUUGCUGUAAAUACUUCGGCAGCAUUUGCCCCUUUCAUCAACUCCAACACAUUCGCGACCGUUUCGCCUGUUCCAUUCGACCCUGCGGGACAGCAUCAAAGCAAGGAGUUCGACUCGACUCACAUUCGCAAGCAGUCUUCCGGCCUCCCUGUGUCUGCUGCUUUGGCGCCGGUCUUCCAGCCUCGUUCCGACAUUCGCCGUCCUAGUGAGGACACUCCUCCAGUCUCGGCAGUAUCCAAGGGAGAGAAGGAUAUCCGCGGCAAAGUCUUCUUUGGAGUCAUUCCGGCUAAUUCUGAAGAGGCUCAUCGUCUCACCUUCGGCGCCCCGCCCACACCCGCUCUUCGUAUGGAGCAGUUCUCUAAAUUCUGCCGCGAAAACCCUGGCUUGGGUCUACCGUACCUCAGAGGCGAGGUGCCUUUUGGUAUGGACCCUAGUCCUGAUAUCAAGGACUACAUCUACCAUCGUCCUCUCAACCAGGACGAGGAGAUGGCCAAGCAUCUGUUCUGGAGCGAUGCCCCUGAGCACCUGCGUGCCAACUUUCCCAAAUUCGACGGCAAGAACUUCUACCCGCCGUCGCCCGAGAAGCCUCGCAUGGUCACCUCCAAAUUGCCGACCGGACGGCCCGAAGAAGACUAUGGCUUCUCGCUGAAGUCGGCGGGUAUUGAUCCUUUCGCUCCCUUGGAGCCCUACUGUGAGGAUCCAUUCGAGAAGAUGACGGAGGCAAGAAAAGAGAAACAAGUGAUGGAUCUGAAGAGAGACACCAAGUCGGACAAUGUCACUUCGCCCAUGAAGCGUCGCAAUAAGUCACGCCCUGUUGCCCACUUCAACAGCCAAGGCCUUGACCAAUCGAAGGACAGUACGGGUUCGUCCGACAACGUCAUUGAGACCGAUUCCGAGAGAGCCUACUUCAACUCGUGGCAAAGAGUCACUGCGGCGGCGACUGCCCUUCCUGGAGCUGUCACUUCGGAGAAUGCCCAAGGCUAUCUUCCUCAAUAUGCCACCGGCAACGCCGCGGCCUCCUUGUCACCCGCCAUUGCCAACGCUGCAAACCAGUCCACCCGCCUGUCGUCGUCCAAGCUGAACGACAACGGCAAAUUGGAUGCCAGCCAGGGCUUGCUUGUCGCACCAACUGAUGGUCGCGUUGAGAACCAGCCUCCCAGCCGUUUCAUUAGACGCAGUGCUACGGCGGCUUCCAAUAUCACGGCAUUGAUUUCGAAUAUCCCGGAGCCGUCGCCGUUAUGCUGUGAGAGGGUCGUUCUCGGUACACACAUCGUGCAUCUCGUCCUUGGUAGUUUGCUCUUUAAAGGAAGGUGGAAGAUUGGUGGCAUGAAGAAGGAAUGA
Colletotrichum orchidophilum is the source of this 2814-nucleotide messenger RNA. RefSeq lists its product as uncharacterized. Bases 1 to 2814 code for a protein of 937 amino acids. NCBI's taxonomy places the organism in Eukaryota, Fungi, Ascomycota, Sordariomycetes, Glomerellales, Glomerellaceae. The transcript is spliced from 4 exons. The record is from RefSeq and is a predicted model, not a curated record.